AAUUAUAGGGUGUAUAAUAGGUUGUUAGUAAAGAACCAGGAGAGUGUAGUGGAGGAGGAGCGGCCACGGCAGCCAUAUUUGUUGACAAGCGUCGCCGCUGUGCCGGCUACGUGCAUAUUUUCCAGUAUCCAAGCUCACCAUUGAAUUUUAGAUGAAGCAUGGCAGACAGCGACGAUGAGUAUGAGAGACGAAGACGAGACAAAUUUCGAGGAGAAAGAUCUGAAUAUACCAGCAGUAGUAGCACGAGAGAUCGUAGAGAUGACAGCAGGCGUGGUGCCAGAGAGGACUGGGCUGACAGGAGUCGGGAUAACUGGGGAAGCAGAGAGCGAGGUUCAUCUCGUCGUGAAUAUGGCAGAGAAUAUGGAAGAUCUAGAGACCGGUAUUCGCCAAACCGCCAUGACAUGUCUCCUCCAGUUAAAAGGAUGAGACAGGACUGGGAAGACAGACGGUACCCAUAUGAGAGUGGAGGGGCUGCUGGUUAUGGAGCCUAUGGAAGUGCCUAUGGCCAGGAUUAUGGUCAUCCAGCUGGACAUGCAGGUGGUGCAGGAAGACUAGACGAGUUGGGCCCGACACAACCUCCAAUGAUGACCUUUAAGGCUUUUAUGGAACAGUGUGAUGAUUCUAUUACGGAAGAGGAAGCUCUCAGGAAGUACUCUGAAUACAAACUUGAGUUUAAAAGACAACAGCUGAAUGAGUUCUUUGUCAACCACAAAGAGGAAGAAUGGUUCAAGGCCAAGUACCAUCCUGAGGAGUGUGUGAAGCGGAAGGACGAACAACUGGCUAACCUCAAGAGGCGUGUGUCUGUUUUCACGGAACUGCAUGAAGCCAACCGCAUGGAAAAUAUAACUGUAGAUGCUGAUCAGUCAGAUCAGCUACUCAAAUUGCUGGAUUCUGUUGUCAUCAAACUGGAAGGUGGCACUGAUUUAGAUCUUCAGGUGCUGGAUCAGGUUCCGGAGGAAGAUGUUAAGCCACAGAUCACUGAAGAAGAAGAUAAAAAACCAUUUAUUUUGGGGGAAGAUUCUGAUGAUGGUGAGGGCAAGGACAAAUCUAAAGAGAAAAAUCCAGAUGAACCAAUGAAAAUGGAUAUGUCUGAAGAACAAAUGGAACUCCAAAAGAAGGCCAAAGAAUACCUUAAGCAAAAAGGCACAGAUGGAGAAAAAGAAGCUCGCAAGAGAAAGCACUCGGGUAGUUCAUCAUCCACCUCUUCAAGUGAAUCUGAGGAUGAACCAGUAGAUGAUGAACCAAAGGAACCACCACCACCUGGAAUGGAGAAAACAGCAAGUUUAGAUGGCUUAAAAGCAAGAGAGGGGGAAGAGGAAGGGGAAAAGAAUGAAGAAGAGGCAGCAGUGGCAGCAGCAGCAGUGGCUAAGGAGAAUGGACUACAACCUCCAGGUGAAGAGAAUGGAGAGGAGAGAGAAGACAGAGAGGAUGGAGAGGAAAGUGAGUCCAAAGUUAGUGAUAAAGAAAACAAAGAUAAAGACAAGAAGGAUGAGGAAGAGGGCAAAGAAGAGGAAGAAGAAGCGCGUCCCCGAGCCCUUCAUAAAACUGCAUCAAUAUUUUUGCGAAAUCUUGCACCUACUAUAACCAAACAGGAAGUGGAGGCUAUGUGUCGGCGAUACAAUGGAUUUUUACGAGCUGCCAUUGCUGAUCCCCAGCCAGAACGCCGGUGGUUUAGACGUGGCUGGGUUACUUUUAAGAGACACGUCAAUAUCAAGGAUAUAUGCUGGAAUCUAAACAAUAUCAGGUUGCGGGAUUGUGAACUGGGCGCCAUAGUCAAUCGGGAUCUGAGCCGUCGCAUUCGCACUGUAAAUGGAAUCACUUCUCAUCGUUCUGUAGUUCGUGCCGACAUCAAGUUGUCAGCCAAGAUUAUUCAGAAUUUAGACUCUCGAUGGAGUCUCUGGAUGGAUAGCAGCGACAAUCAAGAUAAUCCACAGUUGCUGAGUCUUACGUCUUCGUCAAACCCAGUGCUGCGCAAUAUAACAGAUUAUUUGAUUGAAGAAGCAAGUGCAGAGGAAGAAGAGCUUCUUGGAGCUAAUAAUGCUGCUGCAAACAACACUGAAGAAAAACCUGAAGGGGAAGCAAUAGAGCGUGAUCCUAGUCUAAUUGCAGUCCUUGACAGGUUGUUGCUCUACCUUCGUAUUGUUCAUUCCGUUGACUAUUACAAUCAUUCUGAAUACCCUAAUGAAGAUGAAAUGCCAAACCGAUGUGGUAUAAUGCAUGCACGUGGCAUACCUCCAUCUAGCAAAGUAACCCCACAGGAGGUACAGGACUAUUGUCGAGCCUUUGAGAACAAAAUAGGCUCUUUCCUUCAGCCCCUUACUAAACUGAGUGAGGAAGAGUCCAAAAAACUAGGUUUAAAAGAAGCAGAGGAAGAGGUUGAGAAGUUUGUUCAGUCCAAUACCCAGGAAGUGGCCAAAGACAAAUGGCAGUGUCCACUCUGUGGAAAGAAGUUCAAGGGAGCUGAGUAUGUGCAUAAACACAUUCUCAUUAAACAUGCUGAAAAGGUCAAGGAAGUCAAAAAAGAGGUGGAUUACUUCAAUAAUUAUCUCCGUGAUCCGAAACGUCCACAGCUUCCAGAGUAUCCAGGAAAUAAGCAUGGUAGGAAGGAUGAUCGCCCAGACCCCUAUGUAGCAGCAUAUCCACAACAUAUUCCUGAUGCUCGGUAUGGUGCCUAUACUGGUGGGUAUGGAAGACAGUACCCAGCUGCUCAUAAUUAUGGGUAUGGCAGUGCGUACCCUAAAGAUUACUACAGUGGUCGAAGUGAUCCAUAUGUUCGUGAGCCUUAUCAGAGACCCAGAGUUACAUACAGAUCUAGGUCGGGUGAUCCACGGGAAGUCAUUGGAUACCAUGAUUUGGAUGCUCCUGAUGAUACAGAUCUCUUUUAACCUUGACGUCGCCAGCCAAUUGGUUGGUUACAGGGACCUGGAUGCCCCAAAGGAGGAUUAUUAAUUCACUGGAAGUGGAUUGCCAUUCAUCUCUCAGAAUCGGGUCAACUUGGGUCCACUUCCAUGCAUCUUCCGAUCUCUAGACUAUCUUCUGUGGACUUCUCAGUUCUCAGUGCCUACUGCUGCCAUUUUAAUGUCUUUUUCAUUUUGGUGACAACUUCUAGAUAGCACUUAGUGAUAAACAAGUGUAACCACUUGUCUUGUGGUAAUGAAAUUAACUGCAAGGAAACACUGAAGUAAAUGUCAAGUAGGAUAUUUUAAUGUGGUGCAAUAAAUUAAUUGGAAGUUAAACUUAGUGAUUACAAUCAGAGCUUGGUUCUGGUUGGUAUGUAUUCAAGGUUAAAGGCAGUAAGUAUGAAAUAAAUGAUUUUAGAAUUGUCCCUGUUUAUAUGGUGGUUGUACUUUUGUGUUCUAUUUUAUUAAGAUGCAGUUUUUCAGGCUCAUAAAAAGAUUGUACAUUAUUACAGCAUUCUACAGGUUAUGGUACUGAGAAUGCAAUGCAACAAAGAUAGCUUGUUUACUAAAAAAAAAAAAUUUUAUAGGGCAAAACAUUACUAAGAUGUAUAUUUGGUUAUAUUUUCUGAUAAAACUAAAUCUUCAUUCUUACAUUAGUAAUAUAGUCCAGAGUUCUCUUGUAUUUAAGUAAUGAAGAUUUUUUUAGCCUGAAUUUCUUUCACUGCAUCCUCCUGCCUGAAAACAUUUUGAAACUUCUGUGAAUUGAUACUCUUGAAAUUAUAUUUGGGAGAAUUUAUUUUUUCCACAUCUAUUGAUAUACCACAUUCUUUUGUAUUUAUUAUUUUUCUUCAGGGAUAUUAAUUUGUAAUCCUUUUUAAGGAUAAUGUUCCAUAAGUGAUCUACACUGAAUGUAAUAAAAAUGGUGAUGAGUUCACAGACUUAA
This is a messenger RNA of Cherax quadricarinatus, 3843 nucleotides long. RefSeq names its product arsenic resistance protein 2 (gene Ars2). Gene Ontology annotation, molecular function: nucleic acid binding. The record is from RefSeq and is a predicted model, not a curated record. NCBI's taxonomy places the organism in Eukaryota, Metazoa, Arthropoda, Malacostraca, Decapoda, Parastacidae. Gene Ontology annotation, cellular component: nuclear body. Gene Ontology annotation, biological process: mRNA processing; primary miRNA processing.